AUGGUACCUAAGGUGUUGGAUGUGUUUAACAGACAGGAACCGAGGUUACAGUUCACGGUUGAGGUGGAAAAAGAAGGAAAGCUACCCUUUUUAGACAUGAUCGUGAUUAGACAAGAAAAUCAGCACCUUACGACGGAAUGGUAUACCAAACCAAUCGCGUCAGGAAGAAUGCUAAACUACCAUUCAUGCCACAAAAUGCAGCAAAAAGUUAACGUUGCGGCGAACUUCAUUUACCGGGUCAUGGCGCUCUCACGGCAUAGCAGCAUACAACAUCAAACAAAAACGAUACAUCAGCACUUACAUAACAACAACUACCCGAAAACAUUAAUAAACAGACUUAUCCAGAAACAAAUUUCGAAGACGAAUAGCAGAUGGGGAUCCAAUGUCAACUACACGCCAGCACACAUUUCACCUUCGCCACCACCACUUAUAGUACCAACACCACCUCCGGUGCAGCAGAAUCCACAAACCAACAGCCAACAUGAAACACCAACAUCGCAGCCAGCCAAAAACGGAAUCCCGCAAUCCAGUCCAAGGCAAGAACAAACCAGCGAGAACAUCAUGCAGCCAUCAGCAACCAAACAGCAUAUCCAGCAACAGCCUCAAGAUCAUUCCAGUAGCACACAACAGGUAAAGCUGUACCGUUCGGUCCCCAACGAUGGGCUCUUCGCGCAGGGUUCGGUGACACAAUCCCAUCAGGAGAAAAAAAAAACGAAUCCACUCUUCAAACUACUCAACAAGCGAGAGCAGCCAGGGAUAAUGAGCCUGACGAUCGCCUAUCAGAGGAUCAAUCAUCGUCGGGCCGGAUCCGAAAAUAAUUACUCCGAAUUAGGUCGGACGGAACCACUUCAGCCUUCUAGGCAGGGACCGACAGACGGUUCCUACCCGAACAGAUGA
Messenger RNA from Wyeomyia smithii (pitcher-plant mosquito), 897 nucleotides. RefSeq lists its product as uncharacterized. Bases 1 to 897 code for a protein of 298 amino acids. NCBI's taxonomy places the organism in Eukaryota, Metazoa, Arthropoda, Insecta, Diptera, Culicidae. The record is from RefSeq and is a predicted model, not a curated record. The transcript is spliced from 2 exons.